Varroa destructor (honeybee mite) is the source of this 2313-nucleotide messenger RNA. RefSeq lists its product as uncharacterized. The record is from RefSeq and is a predicted model, not a curated record. NCBI's taxonomy places the organism in Eukaryota, Metazoa, Arthropoda, Arachnida, Mesostigmata, Varroidae.
GCAAAUGUCACUAUGACUUCGCGUAUGAUGUGCUAGAACAUGUCUGGUAUAGUCAUUGUCAUAAACAACGAAUUCUGCUAGUGUGGGAUUAUUAUACGCCAUUACGGCACCUAAACUGUCUAACUUGUGCCCCCCGACACAACAAACAGCCGCGGUGGACCAGCUGAAAUCAACUUCGAUCUAAAUACGAUCAGUCCAGAUUCAUUUAAAGGAACUAUGUAUCAGCAUUCAGUCGAAUGAAAAUCGAGUGACUUUGUGGCUGUAUAUUCAUGGAGGAACUGAAGCGCUAUGAGAACUGCCUCGGCAGACUUCAAGAGGCAGCAGCCCUUUCUGAGACUAGUUCAGUCGAGGCCUUUAGUUACCGAGAUUUCCUGCGAAACGUUCAAGAGUUGCGUCGCCAUAUUGCUUUGCAAACAAUGGAAGCCAAAGGUCAACUCGCCUUAAUUGAGGCCACGUGCGAUCGAUUGAGGGACGAGAUUCCAGAAGCUUUGUCCCUUGUGGCCCCUCAUCGAUUAGGAGAAUUCCGGAGAGUUUGUCAAAAGUCUUUCGAACCAAAAACUCCAGUUAAAGUGCAAACGCCAUUGUCUGGAAGGAAGAAAUUGAGUCGAGAUGCAAUGGCUCAUGCUAGAAAGCUAAUAGACCGAGAGACUACUGGAAACAUGACACCGAAGUCGCCUAAAAUCAGGACUCCAGUGUCAGCCCGGAAAGUGGUACUAAACAAAUCUUUUCUUCCUCACACUUACCAGUCUAUUCACAAAAAGACUUACCUAUCUGCCCUUAAGCAUAAACUUGUACAAAGUCCGAGCUCAACGCCACAGUUGCCCAUGUAUAAAAAGCGGUCCAAGAUGCCUUUGGAACGUAAGUCUGCGACAAAAACACUGAUUGCUUCCUUGAGCAAAUUCGUCUCGGCCCCCAUGCGUCAGGACACUCACACUGUUCUUAAGGAAGAGUUGAAAACCGAUUCUGAUACACCCAAAAUUCCGAGGUCGAAGCUCUGCAAAGUAGAAUCAGUAGAUCGACGCGCACCAAUACAGAUGUGUGAGCCAGUCGUUUCUGAAUCUAUUUAUCCUAUGCAACCAACAAACGCCACAUUGGGCUCAUCCAACAUUAACACGGCCACACCAGAAAUGAAGCAACGCAUCAUGUUUUUUAACAACCCGAAUGUUGAAAGUAUACACCAGCGCUAUGUAGCCAUUCAGGACUCUGAAGAACUGACAUGUUUGCUACCCACAAAAGCAGCUGCUAAACAAAGCACCACCCCUGAACGACCCAUAAUACGCCCCCGAAAAACGAAUAUGCCCCUUACCCCACCGCGGCCACUUUUGUUUGAUCUAACAUCAAAAAAGAGCGUCACCCCCACGAUGCCUACUGUCCGAAGGCCUUCUGAGAUAGGUUUGAGUACUGGGGGAAAGUCAGCAACCUGUGGCAAGAAGCGAAUGACCAAAACUCCUUCUCCACCAUGCUGCACUUCACGAGGUGCACGACUCUGUCUUGCCGCCAAGUUAGACAACAUUCCAAACGGACAAAACGAGAGAACAUUGGAAGCGCUCGCCAUUUCGUCUCAGCAAGCCGUUAUUCAGAAGACCCUAGUUGCUGAAGACUGCACCCCAGAAAUGCCCAGCAGCCGUAUGACCUUCAAACCGUCAUUGGUAGAACGCAGUGUUAUUGCCUCCGAUUCUAAAGAAUCGAAUUUUUCAGAGAAUUGCACUGCGAUAAUUGAAACGGCUGGAGUUCAGGCUGACGAAGUACCAUCAGUAUGUAUGAAAAAGACACCUGAACUGAGGCAGUGUUUUCAAGGCACGCUGCUAAAGACGCCCGUGCUCCAGAUUUCUAAUAACAAUGUGUGUCAACCCAAGGUUUACAAAAUCCAGUCAACAGACGUAAAGGGGGUAAAAGUAACUAACAGAGUUGCCCACGAAGUAAAAACUGUUCAAACUAAUUCUGUUCAGAAAAAAAUGCAACCUCCAUCGAAAGACUCUGAAAAUAAAUUAAAAAUCGCAACUAAAACUCCGGUGAAAUUUGCCGAUAACAGAACUUUGCUAAAAACACCGGCAAAGACACCACGCAAUCAAGUGUUAAGCGUUAGCUUAAGAACAAACGAAAAAUUGACUCGACCUUCCAAAAUGCAACGACAAGCAACAAAAUGACUGAACUCUACAUUGGGAUCUUUAAAUGCUGUAAACAAUUUCAUGCCGGUAGCAACCAGUAGAACUGACUGCUUCUGUAUAUAUGAAUUUAUGUAUGUAUAAUAUAUUCACUGCUUUUGUGCAUAUACAGUGUUUGACAUGUAGAAGAUUCCGAAAUCAAAUAAAU